AUGACGGAGUACGUGGUGCGCGGCAGCAAGGACCUCAAGUCGAUUAAAGACCUCAAGGGCCUGCAGGAUGGCCCUCCGCCCGGCGGAUUCCCCGCCGUGCGAUACGGGCGUCGCAUCAUGAACACGGGCCCGUCGGGCGCCGCUCUGGUGCUGGUUUCGACGGCUGUGAUUGCAUUCGGAUUUUACCAGAUCGGCCAAGGAAACAUCAAGCGGAGGGCGGAGAAGAAGGAGAAGAUUGACGCGCGCGUGGCCAUACUGCCGCUCAUCCAAGCAGAGGAAGACGCGCGCUUUGCGGCGGCGCGCAGGGAGGAGCUGCAGCAGGAGGCGCACAUAAUGCGCAACGUGGACGGCUGGGUGGUGGGGCAGAGUGUUUACAACUCGGGCCGCUGGAUGCGCCCUGCCAAUGGCAAGCUCGCCGCUGAGUACUGA
This is a messenger RNA of Closterium sp. Naga37s-1, 429 nucleotides long. NCBI's taxonomy places the organism in Eukaryota, Viridiplantae, Streptophyta, Zygnematophyceae, Desmidiales, Closteriaceae. The record is from the annotation of a GenBank genome assembly.